AUGUGUUCCCACCAGCAGAAGCAGCCAUUUGUCCCCCCGCCUCAGCUUCCACAGAAGCAGAUCAAGCAGCCCCACCAGCCUCCCCCUCAAGUGCCCUUUGUUCCUGCUACCAAGGAGCUGUGCCCUCCAGUUGUUCCACAACCUGGAAUCACCAAGAUUUCAGAACCCUGCCACACCAUAAUCCCUGAGCCAGGUUACCCUAAGGUCCCAGAACCAUGCCAAUCCAAGGUUCCAGAGCUGUACCCCUCAAUAGUCACUCCAGACCCCAACCAACAGAAGACCAAGCAGAAAUGA
Molecule: messenger RNA, 294 nt
Organism: Fukomys damarensis (Damara mole-rat)
Lineage: Eukaryota; Metazoa; Chordata; Mammalia; Rodentia; Bathyergidae
Product: cornifin
Exons: 2
Coding region: 1-294 (97 amino acids)
Source: RefSeq, a predicted model, not a curated record